AUGACUCUUCCGCAAACAGCGAUUCCUGAGGAGGAACUACAGGAAACGAUGGAAGCCUCGAUGAUUUUUUUCGACCAGGAGUUUGAACCAAAAGUAAUUUUUCCUGUUUUGAUUUAUUUUUCAUUCGAGAAAGCCACUCUGAAAUUAGCAUUUAGGAAAAAAUCGCAUAAAACGUUUUUGGUUGAGUGAAUUUAGUAACCACUGGGUUGGGAAAAAACCAGUUUCAUUGCCACUUAGAUGUUUCUGGCUCUUAAAAACUGCUGAGUAAGUCGAAUAGGAGGAAAAAUUUUUCAAUGAUUUUCAGUUUUUUCGACAAUUAUAUUUGAAUGAUAGACUGUUUGAGAAAAUACUUUGGAUGAAAAAAAGAGGAUAGUGAUUUUCAAUUAAUCAGUUUUCAAUCACUCACAGAAACUAAUUUUUCAAGCGUUAGAGUGCUCGAAAACCAAAACAUACUAAUGGCUAACUGUUUUGGUCGACGCAGCUUCCACGGGAAAACAUUGAGCAUCAAUAAAAAAAAAUGGUGCAAAGAGCCUAAGACAAACAGGAAAUUUCAAAGGUUGGCCUGUUGGGUGCUUAUCAAAAAUAUUUGCAGUCGGCUGAAGCGUCCGACUGGGAGGCUUAUUCGACUCCCGCAGGCAGCGCCAGUGACCUCAGCAGCGAGAAAAUGUACGUCGAUUGUUUUUUGAUUGAUUAUUCGGUAGAUGGGGUUUUCAUAAUUCAAUCAAAAUGAUGAGUUUUCCGAAGGCUCGAACAAGUUUGAGUCAAGUCGUAGAAUACCAGACUCCCAUUUCAAGGGAUAACAGCAAUCUAACGUAAAAGUUUCUUUGUAAAACUCGGUUGGUCUGGAGCAUUUUAAUGGGUCCACAUCUUCUAGAUCACUCCAUUGUUAUAUUCCCUCCAAUUUUUGGGUACCUAUAAAUCCCGAAAAAAGACGUAGAAAAUACAGCAAUUGCAAGUCAUUCCGGACAAGCGAUUCUGUACUGAAAUUUUCCAGUUUCUUUAGCUAAGUUUUCUCCAUCUGAAUUAGAAUCUUUUUAUUUAUAAAAAAAUUUUUACCUAAUCAAAAAAACAACAAUGACAUUUCUGGAUGUCUGAGAUUCCUCCGAAAAAAUUCUGAAACUGUUUUAAAUGAAGUUUCUUGAAUCUUUGCCACCAAGGCCUAGUAGUCAUAGACAAAAAAAAACUGUAAAAAACGUUCGGGCACGCCUUCGGGUGAAUUGUUAGCACAAAUCAAAAGUGACAACGAAACCGUUUUUUUUGCGCUUUCUCUGAACACGACGCGCCUAAUGCGAUUUUGUGAUUUAUCGCAUUCUGUGGGUGUGGCAGGGUUUAUGAUAAAAUGUGCGUUUUCCAACUGAUUGUAAGUCUCUUUUCGAACGGAACUUCACCGGUCGUCCUUUCAUUGAUUUUUAUUUUUGAAGUUUUGGAGUUAAUAUCUGAAGUGUAGAAAGAAACAGAAGUCUUAGUUUUUGCUAUUUGUAUAUUUUGAUCGUUUUUUUUUAGUUCUAUUCAUGAUUUUUGUUACCGAUUUGUUUUUAUUUGUUGAGGGUUGGAUUAAAUUUUGAAAAAUUUUUGAUGAAUAUAUUUGAAGGAAAAUGAAACCUAAAAAAAGUCUGCAAGACGCGUGAAUAUCGUAUCUACAAAAUUUAAAAAAAGUUCAUUUUUACCCGUUUUUUUCCCCUUUUUUUCAAUUGAUGCUUCAAUUUGUCUGUUGACCAAUCAGCGUACUAAAAAAACGAAACUUGGAAAGUUAAAAAGGGUGUGGCUGAUCUAGCGAUUGGUGUGUGGGCGUUGAAAUGACUUAUCGAAGAUCUGAUUCAGUUCAGAUUUAUUAGUCUGAUCCUUCCCUUCAGAAAUUGGAAAACACUUGUAUAAAAAUUAACUGAUAUAUUCAAAAUGUUUCCUUGGAAAAAAUAUGAACCCUUUUUGUAGGAUUUGAGUAACUUUCACCUAAUUUGACGUUCUUGUUCAUUUUCCGGUAGAGGUUUGAAUGUUCAACCAAGUAUUGGAAUGCAUUUUGAAUGAAUAAAAAAUGUUUUCUGUUGCAUGACCAAUACUCUCAAACACAGCGGUUGGCGACAACCAGUACCAGUUUGAUUCGAUUAGUUGGUAAGUUUUCCCGAAAUCCGAUGGGAGUUUCGCGUCGAAAGUUUGGGUCUAAGAGGCCACGAAAGAUCAAAAGAAGGCGGGGAACAGACACACCCAUGACUACUUGACUCACGGUCACUAACUUUCCAAAUGUUCGAGGCCUCGCGAGGCUUCGAUUUGUGCGAUUCGUGUUUUUGCAUUUUGUCCCUCGGCCGAAGCAGACCACCCAUUUGCGCGUUUUGUAGGCCACCACACACACUUGAGGACAAUCCGGAGAGGACGACGUCGAAGGACCAGCUGUUGUCCGAGAAGACGCCCUCGGACCUCCGUCUCAAGGUUUUUCCCUUUUCGAACUGUUUUUGUUCCAUCAAAACUUAGGGCGCGCCUUUGUUACUGGGGCAGUUUGACCUUAACCGUUCAUUUGAAUCAUCAGAAGCUUGCUGAGAAUUCGGAGACAUAGAAAAAAAAAGAAUUAUGGCAAAAAAUAUGUAGAAAACACGGGUUUCUUACCGGAAACUUUUAUCACCGAGCAGUGCGGCUUUGAUAUAAAUAUAAGUAAUGAAUGCACUUCUCGACGCUGAUUACGAAUUUCUGUUUGGAAGAUGAUACAGAGAUGAAUGAUGUUAAGUUUAGACCAUUUGGAGUUCAGAACUUAUUAAAAUAUUCAUAAAAAAAUUUCAUUUUUUUCGGCUGAAACAGUAAAGUUAAUCCCUUAUCAUAAAUGUUCUACGAAGCUCUAAUGAAUAUUUUCUUAAUUAUUUUCUCAAAACCAAGUUGCCUUCCCUUUUUCCCAUAAAACAAUCCAAUACAUCUUUACCCUAACAGUGUCAUUCCUCUCAAUUUACAAGGGAUUAAAACAGUACGAAGUUAUGUUUGAAGCUUUAACUCAUAAUCUCUUCGCUUUUUUUGCUUCCGCAAACAAGUUUUGGGUUCAGAUGCUGUUGUUUGAUCACAUGAUGGGCAUGAAAUCGACCGCACUUUCCGAUUCUGUUUCCAUCACAACUAUUUCUGAACUUUAAAUUUGAAGUCCAAAGCUUCAACUUUUUUUAAAAUUUUUCAGACGAAAUCGCAAUUAAAAUUGCAGGAAAAUUUAUUCACAUGAGCAUAAUAAGUGUAAUUGGAAACUUGUCCUGAGUUUUUUGGGCGUGUUUCUGAAGCUCAUUUAGCGAAAUUGCCUUCAUUUUCUUCUUUCUUGUCGAAAUUUUCUCAGAAGCGCAGAAAGUAAUGAGAAAGUUCAACUGCAAUAUUUAGUUCCAGCAAGUUUUUAGAUUCUUGCCGUUUAUUCAGUAGAGACCCUCAAAAAGAACACCCAAUGAUAUCAUAUAGCUGUACAUGUUUGCUUUGCACCUCUCGCCUCGGUCCGCUUUGUUGUACUUUCGGGCGUUCAGAACCGCUGACACAUUGUGGGAAAACCAACAUGUCUUUUUUUUUACUCUGAAACCAACUCCGAAUGAAAAGAGAACAAAUGCAGAAGUGAAUGCACGAAUCACGCGUGUUUGCCUGCUUUUCCUUGUAUUUAUUCGUUCUUUACCAACUUUCGUACCAAGUUCAGUUCAGCUCGUGAAACGAAGCCAUUUUUUCCGAAUUUUUUCUCACUGUUAAGGAAGUUUUCAUUUUUUUUUCUUGAUAAGUUUUGCAACGUGGCAAGAAUAUCGCUAGUUUUUUUUUCAUUCCAAAGGCUUCAAAAUUUUUCCAAUUUUUUUUCAAGAUUUUCGAAAUGUCUUUUCUUGGUAUUCUGAUGUGGCAGUUCUUAAAAAAUCGGAAUUUAGUUGAGUAUUGAGAUUCCUAAGAGUUUUUUGUUCAAUUCAUCAUAAAGUUUUUCAGCUACGAAAAAACCAGCAAUCAAAAUAAAACCUCUCUUGUGGUAAUAUAAAAAAAGAACACGAAAUUCACGUUUUUCACGAAAUUCCCGUAAUCCAUCUCAUAUGUAUUCGCACCAAUUUGAAACCUCUUGAAAAGUUUUCCAUGCGUUGGAUAAUCCGGUUAUUUUGCACUUUGCUUGCAUAAAAUACGCGCAAAUUUAUGCUCGAACUUUCUCCUGUAGGCUUAGAGGUUUGAAUUAUACCCGUUCAAUUUCGAUUCAAAUUCUUUUGAUGCUGAAAAAGUAAGUAGUGAAAAGUUCUUAGAUUUCGCAAUCCGCCUUUUUUUUCGAACUUGAGACUAAACUACACUGGCAGCUCUGUCAAAAUUUGGCGCCUCUUUUGUCUUUGCCGCAUUCAUCACAUCACUGGCGUCAGUGGGCGUUUUCGAAAUUUCGGCCGCGUUUGCCUUGUUUGGAUUGCUUCCAAUUUCCACGUGCACCAUUUGGAGUUUUACAGGUGGAAGAAAACGUGCACGAUUGGUUGCCCCGGGCUAUGCAACAACUGAGGGACGAGAACGAACAUUUGCGCUCUCAGCUCGAAGUCUUCCACAUGGCCAACAUUGAGGUGAUCCAACUAAAUCCAAAAAAAAAGUUUUUGAUAUGUGAAAAUGACCUAAAAUUUUUUUUUCCUUUCAAUUUUAAUUUUUUUCGAGCAAUUUUUUAAAUGAAUGCGAGUAUUGAUUGAAAAAUUUUCAUUGCAUGAUCGAAAUCUUCAGCCGGAACUGAAUAAGAGAUAGCGAACAAUCCAAAAAUUAUUUUUCACUGAUUGCCUUAUUUGUAAUAAUCCAGCAAAACUCCAAAAAAUAAGCCGUUUUGAAAAAAAAAACCGUUUUUUUAAACUUUUCAAGAAGUAAUAUUUUAAGGAAUUGCGUAAUGAAAUCGAAAAUCUGCGGAAGCAGCUCGAAGAAGCCAAUCAUACGAUAGAUGAGAUCGAGGUUGAAGCUGAGCAGGUAUGAAACUUCGCGAAUUCCAUAGCUUCAUUACACUUUUCCAGCAAUACACGGAGAUGUCGAGUGAGAUCGACGAACUUUGUGAAGUCGUGAUGAAAAAAGACGAAGAAAUCGCAAACCUAAAAGAAAAACUUGCCAAAAUGGAUCUCGACGACUCAAAGCUGAAAGAAGAUUUGGAGACCAAACGGCUGGCUAUCCAAAGACAUCUGGAAAUCGUUGAAAACCUUCGGUAAAGUCUUUUUUCCUAUUCCGAACCAAUUUUUUCCAGAGAUGAGCUCGAGCAACAAGAGAAGAAAAUUGAUGACCUCACGAAAGAAAAGGACAAAGCCAUAAAUGAAGCAAAAGAAGCCAAGCAGAAGAAUGACGACAAGGAAACGUUUUUGGCAAAUGUACGUCUUCUGAUCUUUAGAACGAUUCCUGAAGACAUAUGUUCAGGAAGCGCAAAUGUCGCUGGAAAUUGAAGACUUGCAACGAGAGCUCAACAAGCAGAAAUUGAUUUUGAACAGCACCAGCGUCGCCAAAAUUGCUGAUACGGUAAUUCAUUGGUCCUCCCAGAAAAGAAGUAGAAAGUUUUAGUUUGAACGGCGCAUUCUCGACCUGGAGAAUGCUGUUCGAGAAAGAGACGUGCUGAUCCACAAACAGAAUCAGAUUCUCAACAACAAUCGACGUUCGCCCACUUCCAGUAGGCCUUCUCCUAGCUAUUCCAGUAGAUUUUCUUUCUUGAACUUCUUCUGAACUGGAGUUCCAGGCAACCUCCCGAGUUCGACGAGCAGCUCAGAAUCCUUCCCGGUGAAUUUCGAUAGCAAAACGCGGGACACCAUCUACAGCUUUUUGUUGAGGUAAACGGAAAAAGAAGAAAAAAAUUAUAAAAAAAAUUUUAGCGACCGUCAUUCUCAACUCGCCAACAUUUACAACAUCGGAAGGAUUCUGGAGCUAUCUUCUCAAGAAGAGCAAACCUUGGAACGUCAUCUUUCCCGUGAUCGCUUCCUGUGA
Molecule: messenger RNA, 5892 nt
Organism: Caenorhabditis auriculariae
Lineage: Eukaryota; Metazoa; Nematoda; Chromadorea; Rhabditida; Rhabditidae
Source: the annotation of a GenBank genome assembly